AUGGUGAAGAGGAAGAAAGAGAGAAAGAAUGAUCUCCGUAAACUACCCAACGCUAAAGCUUCGACCAAGCUUCCCGCAUCACAACUACAAUCGACUACGUCAAGAACUACAUUAGGACUUUUAUAUCAAAAAGUAUUUGAUCCAAGACAACCUCCGAUUUUUAUUUUUGGACUUUUCAAUUCUGCAUAUUUACCUUUGAUUCCUGAAUCUAAUGUCAAAAUGUCAAUUGAUAACGCAAAAGUCUUAAAAACAGAGCCAUUGGACCCUGCCAAAGCAAAAUGGACAAAACUCGUGUUGUCAACGUAUCGCGAUCCUCGAGGAAAAGUUCGUGAUUGGGAACAUGCGGAACGAUCUACUCGACCGAAGUCAUCUGAGAUAGACGGUGUUGGAAUUGUCGCCAUAAUACAGAAAGAGACCGGCCCGGAAUUAGUUUUACAGAAGCAAUACCGACCACCGUUGGAUAAAUUAGUGAUCGAAGUACCCGCCGGACUUAUCGAUGAGGGGGAAACUGCAGAAGAAGCAGCUUUAAGAGAAUUGAAAGAAGAGACCGGUUAUGUUGGAGUCUUGAGUGAGAGUACACCCAUAAUGUUUAAUGAUCCUGGAUUCUGCAAUACAAACCUCAAGAUGGUGCAUGUUACGGUUGAUAUGUCUAAUCCAGCCAACCAGAAUCUAGUGCCCGAACUCGAAGAGAACGAAUUUAUUGAAGUAUUCACUUUACCUCUGAAGGAUUUAUGGGAGACGUGUAAAAAAUGGGAGAAAGAAGGAUAUGCGAUAGACGCCCGGGUAGGAACUUUGGCUGAGGGAAUUGAAGUUGCCAGGACGCUGAAUUUAUUUUCAAAAUAA
Molecule: messenger RNA, 843 nt
Organism: Botrytis deweyae
Lineage: Eukaryota; Fungi; Ascomycota; Leotiomycetes; Helotiales; Sclerotiniaceae
Exons: 5
Coding region: 1-843 (280 amino acids)
Biological process (GO): ribose phosphate metabolic process; nucleoside phosphate metabolic process
Cellular component (GO): nucleus; cytosol
Molecular function (GO): ADP-ribose diphosphatase activity
Source: RefSeq, a predicted model, not a curated record